Helianthus annuus (common sunflower) is the source of this 978-nucleotide messenger RNA. RefSeq lists its product as uncharacterized. The record is from RefSeq and is a predicted model, not a curated record. Bases 1 to 978 code for a protein of 325 amino acids. NCBI's taxonomy places the organism in Eukaryota, Viridiplantae, Streptophyta, Magnoliopsida, Asterales, Asteraceae. The transcript is spliced from 2 exons.
AUGCCUUUUCAGGAGGGGUCAUUGCCGGUCCGUUAUCUUGGUGUGCCGCUGAUUUCAUCUAGAUUGGCUGCGCGUGAUUGUAAAUCCCUUGUGGAGCGGAUAGAAAAACGCAUUGAUAACUGGAUGACCAAGUCAUUGUCGUUUGCGGGGAGACUACAACUGAUCAAUUCUGUUUUGGCAGCCAUGUAUUCUUAUUGGGCUUCAGUUUUUAUGCUCCCCAAUGGUGUUAUUAAGGAUUUGGAGAAGCGAUUGCGUUCUUUUUUAUGGAACGGUGCAUGGUAUGAUCUUUUUCCGGUUCUUAUUGAUGUGAAUGUUCCUCAGAUUAUUCCUGAUGCGGAAGAUUGGUUACACUGGAAAGACACAGAUGGUAGAUUUCAGGAUUUUAAAACUGGGGAGGCUUGGAAUAGCUUGCGGCAUAGAGAGGGGAAGGUGUUUUGGGUCAAUGCGGUCUGGUUCAGUCAAUGCAUCCCUCGACAUUCUUUCCACUUGUGGUUAGUCAUCAAGAACAAGCUAAAGACUCAAGACAGAAUGGCAGAUUGGGAAGCGGGCAGCGCUACUAAUUUGAGAGUCAUGUGUUGUCCCUUGUGCAAACAUGACCGUGAUUCUAGAGAUCAUCUAUUCUUCCAAUGCCCUUAUUCUUCUGAGGUAUGGGGUUUAGUGAGGAAGAUGGUAGACAUGGGAAGUGCUACGGAUUCGUGGUCUUCUAUUAUGCUAUGGAUGGAACUCAAUGCUCAUUCGAAGACUUUGGAUCAUAUUAUUUGUAAGAUCUUGUUAGCAGCUACAACGUACUUUAUAUGGCAAGAAAGGAACAGUCGAUUGUUCUCUCAAAUCCAAAGGAAGACGUGUGAUCUCUCGAAGAUUAUUAUUGAUACAGUUCGGCUGAGGAUUAUGGGCUUCAAACUUGGUGGAGAACCGAAGCAUAGGAAGACAUUGGAGACAUGGCUGAUCUCGAAGAAUAUGGAGCUUGAUCCGGGCUAA